This is a messenger RNA of Daphnia carinata, 3421 nucleotides long. Its product is annotated as hemicentin-1-like. The coding region runs from base 64 to 2898 and encodes 944 amino acids. NCBI's taxonomy places the organism in Eukaryota, Metazoa, Arthropoda, Branchiopoda, Diplostraca, Daphniidae. The transcript has 14 exons. Gene Ontology annotation, molecular function: protein binding. The record is from RefSeq and is a predicted model, not a curated record.
CCCCCCCCCCCCCCCCCCCAGUUUGCAUUCGUCACGACGUCGUCAUCCUUCACGUACACCAACAUGAUGGUUGCAUCGUUUUCGUUCGUGAUUUUCGCUGUUAUCUUAACUGUUAGAGCGGCAAAAUCCAUCGUACCCACAACGGAACAACCCGUUCCACUCAUCUACUCGGAGGUGAUUAUUGGAAACACGGCCGAGUUAACCUGCGACCUGAAAUCGUCCGUGCCUGGUGACUACGUCCUGCUCGUCCUGUGGUACAAAGACGGAGAAACGAUGCCGUUUUACAGUGUGGACGCCAGGGGCAAAUACAUGAAAGACGCCCAGCACUGGUCGGACGACAAGAUGAUGCUCUACGGCCGUGCCCAUCUCAAAGCCAACAGCGAUAAAGUGCGCCUCGUUCUGGAGCCGGUGCUCCGCGAGGACGAAGGCAUCUACAAAUGCCGGGUCGACUUUAAGAAAUCACCGACUAGACACUACCGCAUUCACCUGGCCGUCAUAACGCCAGCCUCCAAGCCAGUCAUUACGGAUUCAAAAGGGAUUGAGAUGAGGAACGUCAGCGGGCUCUACGAUCGCGGGACUCCGCUCACCCUCAUCUGUACCGUCACGCAAGGUCAACCUGUACCCCGCGUUAUCUGGUACGAAGAUGGACGGGCCGUCGAAGGCCUGCUGGAAUAUCUGCCCAACAAGCAAAUUCGUAAUGUGCUACACAUCGCAGAAUUGAGCCGGGCAAACCAUCACGUCCGCUAUUCUUGCGCCGCUUCCAACAGCCGCAUCCUACCGCCGCUCGUUUCAGCCGUCACCAUCCUUAUGCGACUGCCCUUGUUGGAAGUCAAAAUCGAAAAGGAGAGCAGGGCAGUGUCGGCUAAUAAACCACAACAGGUCACGUGUCGAGCUGUUGGUUCCAGUCCGCCGCCGCACAUCUCUUGGUGGAAAGCUGGCGCCCGUCUCCAGGCCAGUCACGAAACGACUUCGUCGGACGGCAACAUCAGCUACAGCAGUUUGACAUUUGUGGCCAUUGCAGAAGAUGGUGGCCAGUACUUGACCUGCCGUGCUGAGAAUCACGAACUACCCGCUUCGGUCAUGGAGGACACUCUGAAACUCGACGUUCAAUACGUUCCAGUCGUCCAUUUGGAGCUGGGCAGCAAACUGCAAAUGGCCGCCAUCAAAGAAGGCGACGAUGUCUACAUGGAGUGCAAUAUCCGGGCACACCCUUGGGUCACCAAAGUAACAUGGAAGCACAACGGUCGGGCCGUGCAGCAGAACAGCAGCGCCGGGAUCAUCAUGAGCAACCAGAGUCUAGUGCUGCAGCGGAUCGAUCGCCAGACAGCCGGCAUCUACACUUGCCUGGCCACUAACGUCGAGGGACAGGGCGAGAGCAAUGCUUUGGCAUUGCCUGUCAAAUUUCGGCCGCAUUGCCAACCGGGUCAACAAACGGCUUACGGAGCUUCUCGCAACGAAGUGGUAACAGUGCGCUGCGCCGUGGACGCCCACCCAGCCACUGAUCUAAGCUUUCGCUGGAUGUUCAACUCGACGGUGGCCGUGACAGAAGUAGCCAACAACACCAUUUCAUCUUCCGGAUGGCAGAGUAAUGUCACACAUCGAAUAUACCAAAACGAACAGCAGGAUUAUGGGACUCUUCUUUGCUGGGCACGCAACGCUGUCGGCGAACAACGUGAGCCUUGCGUUUUCAACAUCCAACCAGCAGGCGAGCCUUCAGCGCCAUACAAUUGCACCGUUAACAACAUCACAUCAAAUGGCUUGUCAAUCAACUGUCUAGCAGGAUACGAUGGCGGUUUAACUCAAUUUUUCAACUUGCAAGUGCUUCAAGCAAAGGCACACAACAGAGUUGUGUUCAACGCUACUGGCGUACAAUCUGGCGAUUUCAACGUCUUUCCAUUAGAGCCGGCCACGUCGUACGAGUUGCACAUUUGGGCAGAAAACGCUAAAGGUCGAAGUUCGUCCGUCGUCCUCAUGGCCGAAACGAGUGUCAGUCAAGCUGUGGAACGUCGCGCUGGAUUGGUUGGACCAACGACCCAAGCCGUUGUGUUCCACAUGACACCGAUACUGGGCGCUCUGAUCGGUAUUGUUGCUACGCUCAUUAUCGUCGCUGUCGCUAUUGUCUUUAUCGUGAGGACUAGAGAAAGGGACGAAGGAACGCCGAACGGCUCGGCUAACAAACUUUCAGUCAAUACAGCACAAAGCAAAAGCACAAGUCAAUUGAAUGCAGAGUCCGGUAGCAUCACUGCUAGCAGCAGCAGUCAGUUAACCAAUAACAAAAGAGAUUCGGUUGGAAACGCUUUACUUCAACAGAAACACGACGACGAACAUAACCCUGACGUCGUUCCCAACAAAAAUGAUUCAAAUACGAGAAACGUCGGAGUUAGUACAAUAAGCAUGGCCGGACAGAUCAAUCUUCAUUAUUCGACUGCGUCCGGAGAGCAGAGUAGCAAUAAUCAAAGUUACACUUCAUCCGCCUAUACCCCAUCUCAUCUAGGAUACGUCGCUUCGACUGAGCAUGACGUCAUGCUGAGCCACGUGACCGUUCCUAUGAUGUCGAUGAUGCGGAGCGACGGCUUCGCUUCGGCCACCUCGUCUCUUACUAGGACUGGACAACUCCCACACCUGCCACCCUCACAUGCAUCCAAACAUCAAUUCGACAAUUACCCAACGACUACAGUGGCCGGAACGUAUACGGUGGGUAGUCAUGCGAGUGGAAAAGGUGUCAUCGUUUCUCCUGGCCGACAUCAUUCCCAUCGUCAUCAUAUGCACCACCACCAUCAUCCCCUUGCGACAGUGUCCGUUAUCGAAGAGGAGUUGAGCACAGUUUCAACUCCACUCAUGUCCAGCACUGGCAGCAUUUCGCCGCGAGCCGUCAAUCCGCGGGAAAGUGCCGUCUAAUCGCAGACAACAAUUUCUUUUUUCAAAAGCAAAAGCAAAAUGAAAAGAAAAAAAAACUCAUCCAUUUAACUCAAAAAAUAAUAAUCCGAGAUGUACAUAAGCGCGAUGGAUUUAAUAAUGCCAUUAUUUUAUAAUUAUGUAGUAGUACGUCCCGUCAUUAGCGAUUCUAAAUGAUGAAAGGAGUUUGGGAUAUAUCUGGAAUCAAAAGGCAACCUCUCAUACGUUAGAACACACUCCAUCAUCCCGAGAGGGAGGAGGGAAGAUCAUUCGUUAUAUGGAGCGAAAAUCUACUCGCCUGAUUGGCAUAUCACACACACACACACACACACACACACAUACAUUCACAUACGCCUGAAUCAGAGAUUUUCAAAAUAAAAAAAAAUCAAUACAUUCACGCAGAGAAGUACGGAGGGUGGUGCUAAUUGAUCUUAUCGUUUGUCCGCUUCUUCACAUUUUACAAAUAAAAACGAACCAUUUGGUCUUCGCGUUUGAAUGGAAAUUUUACCAAAUACAACUAUCAAAA